AUGGAGGCCCGAUUCCGAUCAUUUAUCAAUGAACUUGUCGUUCUGAAGCAAAUCCUUCGGGAUGCCACCGGUAGCGGCGAGGGUGCUGAAAGCACUGCCGCAGACAGCAAUCCCCAGAGUAGCGCCCCGCCGACAACAGGCUCCUUCAGUGUUCCGGACGACCUGUCCGGUGAUCCAGCCGACCUGUCAGAUGAUCCAGCCAACCCUUUCAGCGAUACAGCUUAUCCCUUGAGCGAUCAAUCCGAAGUCGACUCCCCCGUUCCGAGCACACUGUCUGAGCAACAGCUCACUGUUCCCCGCACACCAACACCACAGUCGCUUAACAGCAUGAAGGUACACAUAUCACCACGUCGGCGCCGCAAAGAAGGGGAGGAAGAAGAUGAGGAAGAAAAAGAAAAAGAAGAAGAAGAGGAUGUAUCGUCAUGA
Lasiodiplodia theobromae is the source of this 426-nucleotide messenger RNA. RefSeq lists its product as uncharacterized. Bases 1 to 426 code for a protein of 141 amino acids. The record is from RefSeq and is a predicted model, not a curated record. Lineage: Eukaryota; Fungi; Ascomycota; Dothideomycetes; Botryosphaeriales; Botryosphaeriaceae. The transcript has a single exon.